Molecule: messenger RNA, 882 nt
Organism: Didymodactylos carnosus
Lineage: Eukaryota; Metazoa; Rotifera; Eurotatoria; Philodinida; Philodinidae
Source: the annotation of a GenBank genome assembly
AUGCCACAAGGACUAAAAAACUCACCAUCAGAUUUUCAACGUAUUAUGUACGAUUUGUUAAUCAAUACAAGAUGGGAUUAUUGUCUUGUGUAUAUUGAUGAUGUUAUAAUAUUCUCACAAACACCUGAACAGCAUUUAAACCAUUUGGAAGAAAUAUUAUCGGUGUUACAACAGGCCAACCUACAACUUAAUCCCGAUAAAUGUCUUAAACCACUGCAAGACAACAUUGAAGCUAUCAUGAAACUGCCAAAACCAACAUCAUCCAAACAAAUCCAUUCAUUCAUUCAAGCAGCUAAUUAUUAUCGAGAUCAUAUCAAAGAUUUUUCUAAAAUAGCUGCACCAUUAUACCCAUGCACGAAGAAAAAUGCCAAAUUUCAGUGGACCACCACCGUCGAAAAGGCAUACAAUGAAAUCAAACAUCGUCUUACAACAUCACCUCUAUUGUUAAGCUUUCCUGAUGACACAUCACCAUUGAUAUUAUGUACAGAUGCUUCUGGUGAAGGUAUUGGUGGCAUUCUCAAACAAAAGACAUCAGAUGGUUUGAAAGUCAUCAAAUAUUUAUCAAAGAAAUUCAAUCCAGCACAGAAGAGAUAUUCAGCCACAGAAAAGGAAUGUCUUGGAAUGGUGUGGUGCAUUCAAAAAUUGAAAGAAUAUUUAUGGGGACGAUCUUUCAUUGUGGAAAUGGAUCACUGCCCGCUAUGUAGUUUCAAUAAAAAGAAGUAUAACAACGGUCGUAUUGAUAGGAGGGCUGUCGAGUUGUCGGAAUAUGAUAUUCAACAGAUAAAAUACAAAUGUGGGAAUUGCAACUGUGAUGCAGAUUUAUUACCUCGGUUUCCCAUCAGUGAACCAGAUGAUGACGAUGAACAACCAACACAGCAAUGA